Molecule: messenger RNA, 1920 nt
Organism: Aspergillus glaucus CBS 516.65
Lineage: Eukaryota; Fungi; Ascomycota; Eurotiomycetes; Eurotiales; Aspergillaceae
Product: Zn(II)2Cys6 transcription factor
Exons: 2
Coding region: 1-1920 (639 amino acids)
Biological process (GO): regulation of DNA-templated transcription; DNA-templated transcription
Molecular function (GO): zinc ion binding; DNA binding; DNA-binding transcription factor activity, RNA polymerase II-specific
Source: RefSeq, a predicted model, not a curated record
AUGGAUUCUGGAAAGCGCCGGUUACGAGCAGCCAAGGCGUGUCAACGCUGUAAUCAACGGAAAAUUAAAUGCGACGCGACGCUAGUUGGCUUCCCCUGCAGCCGCUGCCGAAUGGACGGUGCUCCAAAUUGCGUUUUGGUUUCUUCAAAAAGGGGUACAUACGAUCGCAAAGCAGCUCGGAUACAACAGAGGGGCUCCUCUGCCUCGUCGAACCAAUCUCCGCGCCAAAAAUCGGAGCAAAGCACGGCGGCGCUUGCUUCCAGUCGUGAAGAAUGCGAUGCAGCAGUUGUCUUCAGCGCUGAUGAAAAUGUUCCUUGCUUUCCAAACGUGGAUAGCAGUACAACAGAGAUGUCGAACCGUCGUGCUUCUUAUGUUGAGCGAGCGGGUCCGGCUGAUUCGCACGGGAGCAUGCCGUCCCCCGCAACUGUGAGGCCUUCGUCCUGUGCCGGGAGCUCCAAAUCUCUCUCAUCCAUGUUUGAAGAUCAUGUGGGCCGAAAGAGUCCGGAUACCGUCGGCCAAUGUGAGUUGGUUCUCUUUGGCGAGCCCUCUCCUUUGACCUUUGCUUUACAGCUGCGAAAAGGACAGGGCCAAGUGCUGUACGAUACCAGCCAGCACAAUCUUAAUAGCAGCUCAUUGGCGGUGAUUCAAGGUGAUAUACACCCGCCUCACUUGGAACCGUGUGACAUAGAAUAUCUCAAAGCCAAGGGGGCUUUCUCAUACCCUCCUAGGGAAGCGUUUGACUCUAUGGUGGAUGUUUUUCUGGAUCGCUUUUACCUUCUGUAUGCUGUGGUCGAUCCAAUAGAUCUACGCCGCGCCCACCGGGCUCGCAAGCUCCCGUGGAUCUUUUUGCAUGCUAUUUGCUUUGUCGCCAUGACGUUCUGCGACGCUUCGUUGAUCUUCAUUGCUGGAUUCAAAUCGCGGUCAGAGGCACGCCAUCAUUACUAUAGCAAAGCAAAGGCUCUCUUUGACAUCAGCUACGAAAAGAACAAGGCGGUUCUACUCAAGGUGUGCAUUCUUCUAAGCUUUGAGGGGCCGCGACUGAAUUGUUACUGGAACCCUUGCUCAUGGAUCGAGAUUGGUGUCACCAUGGCCGUGUCGCUGGGACUGCAUAGAGCGGAGGUGGAUGCCAGCGGGCCUCCCAAUGACCACAGCCUUUUUAAAAGGCUCUGGUGGGCCCUAGCUGUUCGUGAUGCUCAUUUUUCCACGCUGUUAGGCCGUCCUUUCCGAAUAAACAUCACCCAAUGCGAUACCGACGUGCUGGCCCUGGAAGAUUUCCCUCACAAUCAUGAACCGCUCGACCCUUGCACUUGCAAAGCUGCUUUCAUGUAUCAGAUUCAAUCGUGCAAAUUAUCUCUCAUAUUGCGGAGCAUCUUUCAUUUUCGUUUUGGGCCGGUCUCCGAUUCGAUAACCCUUGACCAUAUCCAGCAGCAGCUCGCCAUUUGGAAGUCAGAGGUCCCGGUCGAAGUUAGCUGGUCGACCAGCAUGAACUCCAAUGUCAUUCAGUCUACACAGUUAGAGACCUUAUACAACUAUCUUCUAAUUCUCUUACACAUGAACCCUGCUGGUCAAUUCCAGGCCAGUCAGCGACGACCAUCCGUUUGCGAUACGAGCUCGAACCAAAUAGCAGAAUCCUCUGCUCUAACAAUUUCUUCAUUAUCAGUCAAAUUGAUGACGAAGGCUACUUUAUCACUCCUCCCACACGAGAUAUUCUCCGGUUUCCUCGUCGCUGGAGUAAUUCUCUGUCGACAGACACAGCAAUCUGAAACCGACAAUCUUGCAAUAAUGACUCGGGCAUGUUUCGAUAACUGCCAGAUGGUAUUGAACGAAGCGCAAGACUUCUGGGAUCCGGGGAAAUGGGCAAUGAGGCUGUUCGACUUUCUAUUGUCGUUUGGAGAUUCCAAUGUUGAAGAUCUAUGUUAA